AUGGCCGACAAAUCCACCAUUUACAUCGACGAGGAAAAGGGCAUCGAUGCCGAGUCGGCCACCGGCUCCGAGCAGGCCCCCUUCAAGUCUGUCCAAUUCGCUUUCCUCCAACAUGCCGACAAUGCUACAUACCAAGUUCGCAAGAGUCAAGAGGACCCCGAAUGGAAGCCCGCCGCAAAGGCUGCCCUGAAGAAGGCCGCCAACUACGCCGACGCCCAGAAGAAGAAGGCCGGAAAGGAGAAGGAGCUGGCCAUCCGUCUGCAAAAGGAAGAGGAGGAUCGUCAGAAGGUGCUCGAAGAGGCCAAGAAGAUUGAGAUCAAGGAAGACGCCUCGCUGCCCGAGGCCAAGAAGAUGAAGCUCGACAACAAGAUGGUCCAGCUGCGAGGCAACGGCGUCGAAAAGGGCUCGCGCGUCCGCGUCUUCGGCCGUGUCCACCGCUACCGCCAGCAGAAGGGCCUGGUCUUCAUCACCCUGCGCGAUGGUUACGGCUUCAUGCAGUGCAUCCUCCAGGGCGACCUCGCAAAGUCCUACGACGCCAUCACCCUGCAGCGCGAGAGCAGCAUGGAGAUUGUCGGUGAACUCGCCCAGGUCCCCGAAGGUGCCCACGCUCCCGACAACCGCGAGCUGCACGCCGACUACUUCAAGGUCCUCUUCAAGGCUCCUGGCGGUGACGAGGCCAUCACCAACAAGGUCCAGGCCAAGGGUGACGCCCAGACUCUGCUCGACCUCCGCCAUCUCACUCUGCGUGGUGAGGUCGCUUCCAACGUCAUGUUUGUCCGCGACGCCGUCGAGUUCGCCUUCCACCAGGUCUACCGCGAGGUCUGCUGCCGCAAGGUCUCUCCUCCCGCCCUCGUGCAAACCCAAGUCGAAGGCGGCGCCACCCUCUUCAAGUUCGACUACUACGGCGAACCCGCUUUCCUCACCCAAUCCUCCCAGCUCUACCUCGAGACCGUCCUGCCCUCCAUGGGCGAUGUCUACUGUAUCGAAAAGUCCUUCCGCGCCGAAAAGUCCCUCACUCGCCGCCACUUGUCCGAGUACACACACGUCGAAGCCGAGCUCGACUUCAUCACCUUCGACGACCUGCUCGUCCACCUGGAAGAAGUCAUGUGCCGCGUCAUCGAAAUCACCCUCAGCGACCCCAAAAUCGCCGCCAUCAUCAAGGAACUCAACCCCGACUUCCAAAUGCCCCAACGCCCCUUUAUGCGCAUGAAGUACAGCGAAGCCAUCGACUGGCUCGUCCAACACAACAUCCCCAACGAAGAAGGCGAAGCUCACAAGUUCGGCGACGACAUUGCUGAGGCUGCAGAGCGCAGAAUGACCGAUAUCAUCAACAAGCCCAUCUUCCUCACCCACUUCCCCGUCGAGAUCAAGGCCUUCUACAUGCAAAAGGACAAGGAUGACCGUCGUGUUACCGAGUCUGUGGAUUGCUUGAUGCCCGGUGUCGGUGAGAUUGUCGGUGGUUCCAUGAGAAUGGACGAUUACGACGAGUUGAUGGCUGCCUACGAGCGCGAGGGCAUCGAUCCCAAGCCUUAUUACUGGUACAUUGAUCAACGCAGAUACGGAUCCUCUCCCCACGGUGGCUACGGUCUCGGUCUCGAACGCUUCCUCGCCUGGUUGUGCAAACAGCACACUGUCCGCGACACUUGUCUCUACCCUCGUUACAUGGGCCGCUGCACUCCUUAG
This is a messenger RNA of Aureobasidium namibiae CBS 147.97, 1683 nucleotides long. Its product is annotated as asparaginyl-tRNA synthetase. Gene Ontology annotation, biological process: asparaginyl-tRNA aminoacylation. Gene Ontology annotation, cellular component: cytoplasm. NCBI's taxonomy places the organism in Eukaryota, Fungi, Ascomycota, Dothideomycetes, Dothideales, Saccotheciaceae. The record is from RefSeq and is a predicted model, not a curated record. The coding region runs from base 1 to 1683 and encodes 560 amino acids. The transcript has 2 exons. Gene Ontology annotation, molecular function: ATP binding; asparagine-tRNA ligase activity; nucleic acid binding.